UGGACUGUAUACCAUAUAUGGGCGUGUUCCGUGUGUUCAACAGGUUGGUCCAAUCCCGUCAUCUUCCCCAGCGGACCUCACCUGGUGGUUCCGAAAGGCGGUGCUCUGGAACUCCGCUGCCAUGACAACAACACCAACACUCCAUCCACUGUUGUUUCACGGGGGUUGAGGUGGCAGAGAGAGAGGGGCAGGCGGCUGGAAGGGGAGGUAGAGGAGGGAGGAGGGGUAGUGUUUGUUAGGGUGCAGUCUGCCCAGGGAUAUCACAUGGGACGAUACGCCUGUAUCAACAACAACACCAAGGAGCACUCCUCCAUCUACGUCUUUGUGAAAGACCCCCAGAGUCCGUUUCAGCGUUCUAUGGUGAACGGCAUUCUGGUCCGCGUCGGGGAGAACCUGACUUUACCAUGCCUGGUCACCGACCCUGAUGUGACCCCCGUGACCUUACAGACCUGUGACUUACAACCUUUACCCUCCGACCUCCAUUACCACUCCGACCCCCAGCGCGGCGUCAUCAUCGGCAACGCCAGGAAGGAGUACGAGGGUUGCUACGUAUGCUUGGGAGAGCUGGCAGGUGCCACCGUGAGGUCGAGCCAGUAUACUGUGGACGUACGGCUAGUGCCUGAGCAGCCUCCAGUGAUCAGUCUGUCCCAGAGAGAGAGGGUGAUCCUGAGGAGAGGAGAGCAGUUUGAGAUCACCUGCAGCUCCUCCAACCUCAACCCUGACUUCAGCAUUAAGUGGGACUUCCCUGUUGGAGCGCGUGCCUUCCAGGCCCACACCUCCCACAUCCUGGCUGGUUCCCGUGGUUACCAACGCUCCACCUCCCUCUGGAUCACCUCUGUCAACCAAUCAGACGCCGGGACAUACCGAUGCCACGCCCACAACGAGAGGGGCGCCACCGCCGAUACCCUGCACCUGGAAGUCCGUG
Messenger RNA from Oncorhynchus keta (chum salmon), 925 nucleotides. Its product is annotated as mast/stem cell growth factor receptor kita-like. The annotation marks the transcript as partial. The record is from RefSeq and is a predicted model, not a curated record. NCBI's taxonomy places the organism in Eukaryota, Metazoa, Chordata, Actinopteri, Salmoniformes, Salmonidae. The transcript has 4 exons.